Molecule: messenger RNA, 1215 nt
Organism: Drosophila nasuta
Lineage: Eukaryota; Metazoa; Arthropoda; Insecta; Diptera; Drosophilidae
Exons: 3
Coding region: 94-1215 (373 amino acids)
Source: RefSeq, a predicted model, not a curated record
GUGUCAUAAAACGUUGCAAGCACAAUCAGCUGUUUAGAACAACAGCAGUGUAAACAAAUCGAAAAAGCGCGAUCCGUUAAUAGUUUGUGAAUUAUGCAAAUUUUGCAUCGUUUGCGUUGGUUCCCGCCAAUUGCAGUAAAUAACUGUAUCCGUUAUUACGCAAAGAAACCGCAAAUUGCCACCAUGCCGGGUAAUCGACUCAUGGUACAACAAGAAUUUCUCCAUUAUGUAAAUCAAUAUGCACGCAUUAAUAUCAAGUCCGAUAUAUAUGUGCAUGUGGAACCCGUUGAUGUCCAUGUGCACACCAGUGGCGAUGUCUUUAUAGCCCAAUUGCGUGGUGAGGCGACACACAACUGCAACGCCCAGCUAGAUGUGAAUGUCAGCGAUGAUGACAAAGUAGUCAAUGUCCUAAUCAAGCAACUUACACCGCAAGCGAAUCGCUCACGUUGCAUUCUUAAGAUUCCCAUCUGGGCUGAAGCUCACAUUGAAGCAGCAGCUAAGGUCUUUGUGCAAAGCAUACAGAGUGAGGCACUGGAGAUUAAAGCAAACGAAGGCAUUACCACAAGGAAUGUGCGAGCCACAAAUAUUGCGCUCUACAGCGAAAAGGGGAACAUCGUUUGUCAGGGCGUAUUGUUGGGCAAGCGCACCGAAAUCGAGACGCACAAUGGUAACAUUGUAUUGGACAAACUACAGGGAGACAGCUUAAAGUGUUCCACAAAGACAGGCAGCAUCAACACUGACAGCUGCUAUGUCGAGAACUCCAAAUUUGAAACCACAACGGGAAAUAUGGAUCUGAAGAAUGUGCACAAGACAAGUGAAGUCCAUGUACAUGAGGCAGGCGAUCUUAAAAUGACUGGUGUGCAUGGCAAUCUGAGUGUCAACUCUAAGGGUGGAAACCUGAGCCUGCAGCUCUCCGAGCUAAUUGGCAAGAGCCAAAUUGUCGCACACAAUCUGGCCAAUGAGGCUGUCAUCAAGAUAUCCGAAGCCAUCGAAUCUACCAUCAACAUUGAGGUAAAGGCUGCCGUGGUGAAGCUGGACAACGAGUUGGAGCACGUUGCCCAUGCGCUGAGCAAUGAUAAGAGCACUUUUCAGUUGAGUGGCGCCAAAGAGCAUCAUUUAAUCGUCAGCAGCACGGGAUCCAAUGGAGUGCGACUGGGCAAACAAUCGUGGCUUGAUCUGAUGUGCCAGACAAUAAACUCGAAUGUUAAAUCUUAA